Messenger RNA from Chrysoperla carnea, 1522 nucleotides. RefSeq lists its product as uncharacterized. The record is from RefSeq and is a predicted model, not a curated record. Gene Ontology annotation, cellular component: membrane. The transcript is spliced from 6 exons. Gene Ontology annotation, biological process: heme export; transmembrane transport. Gene Ontology annotation, molecular function: heme transmembrane transporter activity; heme binding. Lineage: Eukaryota; Metazoa; Arthropoda; Insecta; Neuroptera; Chrysopidae. Bases 29 to 1492 code for a protein of 487 amino acids.
GAUAAAGGAUACAAAUGCAAUACCACACAUGGAUUCGGAGAAAUACGAUUUAGAAAAAAAUGAUACGAUUAAUAGUGAAACGGAAAAAUUAACUGAUAUAAAUAAUACAUGUAGUGUUUUAAUUGUAAAAUCACAAAAUAAUAUUCAUAGAAAAUGUGAACAAGAAUAUGUGAUAAAAGUUUAUCAAAAACGUUGGUUUUUAUUAGCGUUAUUUAUAAUUAUUACAGCGUUAAAUGGUAUACAAUGGGUACAGUAUUCGAUUAUUACGAAUAUUACGAUGCGUUAUUAUGGUAUCACUUCACGAAUGGUCGAUUAUACUUCGUUGAUUUAUUUGAUUACGUAUUUACCGUUGGUAUUGCCAGCAUCUUAUUUUAUGGAUAAAUAUGGUAUGCGUGCGACAUUGGUUACGGCAUCGUUAGGAAAUUGUAUAGGUUGUUGGUUCAAAGUAUUAUCAGCGGAUCCAGAUAAAUUUUAUAUUGGAUUCAUGGGACAAUUUGUAUUGAGUUGUACACAACUCGUUAUAAUUAGUACGCCAUCAAGUUUUGCAGCCGUUUGGUUUGGUGCGAAUGAAGUUAGCACGGCUUGUGCAUUAGGUGUGUUUGGACAACAAUUGGGUAUGGCAUUAGGAUUUAUUUUACCACCGUUAAUGAUCCGAAAUCAUGAAGAAUUAGAUUCAAUUGGAAAAGAUUUUUAUCGCUUUUUCAUGUUAAAUGCGAUAAUUACAACCGUUGUAUUGGUUUUAACAAUUAUAUUUUGUCAAAAACAACCCGAAUACCCGCCAAGCAAAGCUCAAGCCUUAAUCCGAGAGGGAAAAGCUGCAUCGGAUAAUUCAGUGAUGGAAACAGUUAAAUCAUUUAAACGUUUAUUAAAACAAAAAUCGUUUUUAACUUUAUUAGCGGUUUUUGGAGUAACAUUGGGUGUGUUUAAUUCAUUUUGUACGUUUCUAAAUCAAGUUAUAUUGGUAUAUUUCGCGGGUGGUCAAGUUUUUGCAGGACAAGUUGGUUUAGUAGUUACGAUUGCUGGAAUGGUGGGUUCAUCAAUAAUAGGAUAUAUUUUGGAUAAAACGAAAAAGUACAAAAUAACAGCAAUUAUAGUUAUCAUAAUGAGUACGAUUGGAUUGAUUCUUUUCAUGAUUUCUUUGAGGACAAAAUCAUAUACAUUAGUUUUUGCAGCCAGUGCAUUUUUAGGGUUAUUUAUAACAACAUUUAUAAGUGUGGCAUACGAAUAUGCUGUUGAAUUAACAUAUCCCGAACCAGAAGCAAAUACUGCUGGUUUAAUGUCUGCAUUUUCUACAUUCACUGGUGUAUUGGGCAUUGUUUUAUUUGGUGAUAUUAUUGAAUAUUAUGGUGAAUUUUUGUAUCAUGUCAUGUUGUGUGCGUUUAUGAUGAUUAGCGUGAUUUUAUCAUUUUUAGUUAGUAAUAAAUUAAAACGACAAGCUGUCAUUAUACUCGAAAAGAAACAAUAUCAAUUAUCAGCUGGUAGUGAAAAAUGAUAAAAUAAAAGAUUGAGUUCUCAAAUAAAA